This is a messenger RNA of Micromonas commoda, 426 nucleotides long. RefSeq lists its product with no specific name. Gene Ontology annotation, biological process: ubiquinone biosynthetic process; cellular respiration. The transcript has a single exon. The annotation marks the transcript as partial. Gene Ontology annotation, molecular function: ubiquinone binding. The record is from RefSeq and is a predicted model, not a curated record. NCBI's taxonomy places the organism in Eukaryota, Viridiplantae, Chlorophyta, Mamiellophyceae, Mamiellales, Mamiellaceae.
UCCAAGACGGUGCAACACUCGCCGGAGGACCUUUUUGCGGUCGUUGCGGACGUGGAUAGGUACCGAGAGUUCGUCCCCUUCUGCGCGGGGUCCCGGGUGCUCCGGCGAACCUCGCAUUCGCGCUUCGAGGCGGAGCUGGAGAUCGGGUUCAGGCUCUUCAACGAACGCUACGUCUCCGACGUGUCACUCGUGCCCGGCGAGUCCGUCACGGCGGAAGCGGUCAGCACCCCGGGAGGACUCUUCGAACGACUGGUGAGCACGUGGAGGUUCGAGCGCGGCGCGCACCCGCGCGAGUGCGUGGUCAAGUUCGACAUCGACUUUCGCGUCGGAUCCGUGUUGCACGCGCAGGCGGUGCGACUGUUCUUCGAGGAAGUGUCGCGGAUGCAGAUAAACGCGUUCGAAGCGCGCUGCGACGAGAUCUACGGA